This is a messenger RNA of Pelobates cultripes (western spadefoot toad), 2723 nucleotides long. NCBI's taxonomy places the organism in Eukaryota, Metazoa, Chordata, Amphibia, Anura, Pelobatidae. The record is from the annotation of a GenBank genome assembly.
CUGUCAUCAUUCUCCUGGGCACUUUUGGGUGCUUUGCCACAUGCCGGGGGAGUACUUGGAUGCUGAAACUGUAUGCCAUGUUCCUCUCUCUUAUAUUCCUCAUUGAGUUGAUUGCAGCCAUUGUAGGACUGGUCUUCAGACAUGAGAUAAAGAACAGCUUUGAACAUGGCUACCAGCAAGCUCUCCAACAGUACAACUCCACCGGUGAUGCCAGAAGCCAGGCUGUGGAUACCAUUCAGAGGACUUUGCAGUGUUGUGGAGUUAAAUCUUACAUUAACUGGGGUGAAACGCCAUACUACAAGGCGCAUGGUAUCCCCAUGAGCUGUUGCUGCCUUCCAGGUAACUGCACAGAAGCCGACAUGAAGGACAUGGUAAAAGCCAAAGACAAAGUAUUUCCACAGGGCUGCAUAGCUUUGGUAACUACAGUGAUGGAGUCCAGAAUGGGCAUUGUAGCUGGGAUAUCAUUUGGAAUAGCUUGUUUCCAGCUUGUUGGAAUGUUUUUAUCCUGCUGCUUGUCCCGAUACAUAACGAACAACCAGUAUGAGAUGGUGUAAACUCACCCUGAUGCGGCAGGUAUUCAGGAAAUUGUUCAUUUUAUUUGAAGCAUUGAAGACUCUGUCACUGGCGUAUAUCAACAUCUUCCUGGGAAAACCUCCUGCUCAGUGCAUAGUACUCUUUUUUACCUCACUACUCAUUUGCUCUUUGUCUGUGGGUGCUCACUUCUGGAGCACUCUACUCUUAACAUUGACAAUAUUUUAAAGAUAUCUGUACUUUAGCAUAAGCGAUUGCAUUCCACAAACUGAUCUGCGGAUUGAUACACUAAUGCUUGUGGAAAUAUGGAUAUCUUGAUAGCACAUGCUCUACUUUAUGAAUUGAAUUAUGUUACUUCUAUACUCGUCUAAUAAUCACACGCUUGUGAAUUUUUCUUUUUUUCUUUUUUUUUUCUUUUACAGUUCGCAUAAAGAACAAUUUUGUUGGUUGGUACCAUAGAUCCAAUAUUGGGUUCUAUCACUUACAGUAUUGAUCCAGACUAGACUCUUGCACAUACAUCUUAUUUUUCCUUUUAGUUAGAAAAAAGGAACCUUCAAGGAAAUGUUUAUAUGUGAUAAUCAUGCAUACAUGUAAUUUGUCUGUAUAUGAAGCAGCAUUCAUAGAAAAUCCGACUGGCCUUUCCUGCCUGUAACUAUUACAGGAAUCAAUUUACUGUUUUCCUUGUUGAAACGGAGCCGAAAAUCAAAUUAUGGUCAUCAGCAGAAAUAUGCAAAGGUUAGCUUAAACUGGUUGUGGUUCCCUGUCUGUUCUCAGGUGGAGACUGCUCUGGUAAAUUUGAAAGAAAAAAAUAAGCAAGUUUGCAUACACUUUUCAGCAUCUCUAUGUGUGCAUGCUUAGUAAUUUUCCUCUAGAAUGUUAUGGGAAGAAAAUUGACUGAGAGGACAAGCCUGAAAAUGGGUUUUGCGUACAGAUAGUUGCAGUACCAAUUAUAAGGUGUAUGUAUUUGUUUUUGUUUUUUUAAUCCAUGCAUUCUUACAGAACAGUCAGCUCAACACCAAAACUAAAAAAAAAAAAUCCACAAAAAUCAUUGCAAUAAGGAAACACUUCAUGCUACUCCUACUUUGGCUAUACAAUCUUGCAAAACAAAAACCUCUCAAUUUUUCUGCCUUUACCUCUUCAGGACUAGGUAGCUCAUAACAUCUUUAUUUUUCUCUUUUUAUAGUUAGUAGAGUUGCUGGGGUUUCUCCCAGAGAUCUGCAGUAUGUAGGCCAACCUGGAGCAGUAAAGCAUUUGAUUAUGUACGAGAUUAACGCCCUGUUGCUGGGGCAUUUAGUGUGUGUGUGUUUCCUCCAGAUGGAGUGUUAACAAAACCUUAACUCUAAUUCUCUGAAAAAGUAAAUUUACAGACGUAAGAAAUUGUUUUGGAAUGCAUAUUAAGUUCCCCUGCUGCUUUAGAUGUAUUGUAAUUUGGUGCCUGGACACUCUCUUCGCCAAUGUUUUCUGUCUUAAUCCAAGAGUUCACAUCAGUUAGAUUACAUAGGGUGUUUAAAAAUAUUAAAAGCUUGAGAGGAGUUGUAGUUAGUUGUGGUACAAAAGGUUUUUAGAAUUAGUGGUUAUGGUUCAAGUGGUAUUAAAUUUAAAAUUGGGAUAUACCGUUUUUAAGAGGAGUAAAACCUAGGAUUAAGGUGAAAGGUUUUGUUUCAGAUUUAGGCAUAGCAUGCUUAAAGGGACACUAUACGCACCCAGAACUUUUCAUCUCAUUGAAGUGAUCUGGGUACACUGUCCCUGUCCCCACCCCCUUAGCUCUGCAGCUGUUAACAUUGCCAUUUCAGAGAAACAGUAAUGUUUUCCUUGUAAGGCUAAGACUGCAAUUCGUGUCAUAUGCCUUGUGUGAGGACGUCCAGUGUCCUCUAAAUCCUCAGAGUAAAUAAUUUGGUCUAUGCUUUCCUAGGAGGAAAGCCUAAUGCUCGUUUGGUCUUUGCUGCACAUGUGCAUUAGGUUUCCCCUAUUGUCUGACGUCUGCAGAGGAGGAGCCCAAUCCAGCGCCAAGGGACAGACAUUGGUGCUGGAACCAGGUAAGGGAAAAAAGGGUUGUAUAACCCUUUACUUGCCACUGGGUGAGAGUUGCAAGGGAGGGAGCAGAUUCUAAAUCUAAAGUUUUCCUUUAGAUUUUGCAGUAAAGAAAGGGUUUCUUUUAGGGUUUUAUGUUUUAGUUUUUUUGGGUGGGGGGG